AUGGUGCUSACGCACCGUGAUGUCCCUCUCCACUGCUGCAUCACGACCUUCAACUGCGGACGAACCUUGAUCGAUGUCGACUACUUUGCCUCGUCACUGCACAGCGCGCUCAAGCCGUUCGAGGCUCCGCCCGGGUUCAUCGUCCUCGCGCUGCAAGAAGUCGCACCGAUCGGAUCCAGCUUCUUGGGUGACCGCUUCACCAAGCCGUACUACGAGCGUUUCUGCAAAGCAGUUUCUCUUGCCGCAAGAUGGAGUUAUACAAGGGAAAUAUGCUAUGAAAAGGUGUUGGUCCGCAGUGUCGGCAUGACAGGCAUCAUGGUCUUUGCACGUCGGGAGGUCAAGGCUCUCAUCGACACGGUGCAAACAGCCGGAACUGGUGUGGGAGUGCUGGACAUGGGCAACAAGGGUGCUGUGGCUAUUAGACUGGCAACGGAAGGCGUGCAACUGACGUUCGUCUCGGCUCAUCUGGCGCCGGGUGAAGAGCAGUGCGAGCGCCGGAACGCAGACUGGCGCARGAUUUGCGAAAAUUUGGUCUUUGAGCUGGUCGAGCCUCAUGUCUGGCAGCAGGCAGAUGGGAAAAGAGGGAGGGUGGAGCAGCAGCGUCCGCAGCCAAGCAGUGCAGGCGCCAGUCGGACAGAGGCAGACACAGAGCCCCUUCUGGCCGAGAGUCGACGAGAACGUGCGGCAGAAGACCUCAAAGACCAUGAACAUGCUCUGUUUACGCCUUUACCUUCAUACAUUUUCUUUGCCGGCGACCUUAAUUAUCGAACAUCCGACACAGCACCAAAACCUGAGGAUUCCGUCAAUUGGCCUCAGCCCAUGGCGGCGGAUGAAGAUCCCCAUCAUCAUAAGCAUCUUCUCGAAAAGGAUCAACUCACUCGGGAGCUCAGAGCAGGACGGACUCUGCAUCAUUUGACUGAAGCACCCAUCACAUUUCCCCCCACUUACAAAUACUCCUCCAAAGCACAGGAGUUGGCCGCUGCUAACGCCAGAGUCCCAAAUACCGGUGCCGGCCAGGAGGGCCCUAAGGGCAGGUGCAACUCAGCCCCGGCAGUCAACAUCGACAGUAUACAGGAGCAAGUCUGGCUCUGGGCGAACCAUAGGAUGCCGUCCUGGUGUGAUCGCAUCCUGUACGUCUCCGACCCAUCGCCAAUUGUGUACUUUUACAAAGCGCUGGCUGUGCAACCCACGAGCGACCAUCGCCCAGUCAUCAUGUCUUUUGGAAUCUAUAAAACGCGUCUGCCCGUGAGGCCACAACCAUUCGAGGUCGUCGAGGGCUGGAAAGAAAGACGCAAGGUGGCAAGAAGAUUGGAGAUCCUCGUUGGAAUCCCCUCAUAUCUCCUGCUUGUAAGGACAGGUCAGGUAUUGCUAUUGAGCACUGCUAUCAUGGCGGGMAUCAUCUAUUUCAGCAUCCGUGCUUUUGCCACCGCUUUGUAG
Molecule: messenger RNA, 1437 nt
Organism: Ramularia collo-cygni
Lineage: Eukaryota; Fungi; Ascomycota; Dothideomycetes; Mycosphaerellales; Mycosphaerellaceae
Product: related to inositol polyphosphate 5-phosphatase and related proteins
Exons: 1
Coding region: 1-1437 (478 amino acids)
Biological process (GO): phosphatidylinositol dephosphorylation
Molecular function (GO): phosphatidylinositol-4,5-bisphosphate 5-phosphatase activity
Source: RefSeq, a predicted model, not a curated record